CGACAAGCGUGAAUGGCUGAGAGGCUAGGGGUGACCUCCCUUUUGUUGACUAUCGAGUGCUUAUUUGAUGUCGACAAUCCCCCGCUGUUCUUUUUGGUCGCUCUAUGCAGACUGAGUGGCACUUGUAACAGUGAUGCCAGCUGUGAAAACUAAUUGUGUUGGAUAUUCCGAACACAAUGUGAUUCUCUUUUUUUGGUAAAUAUAUAUCAGUGAUUGUUUAAAAAUGUGAUUGUGUUCUCUUUGCAAAGUUAUUAUUGUGUACCAUUUGCAGUUAUAAGGAUGACAUGCUGAUAACUUAUUCAUAUAUAUAUAUAUAUAUAUAUAUAUAUAUAUAUAUAUAUAUAUAUAUAUAUAUAAAUUUAUUUAUUUUUGUGUCGGUUUGUGUGUUUGUUUUUAAUAUAUUUUUUUUUUUAAUAUGAAAUACUUAUAGAUUAUUUAUAUAUAUAUAUAUAUAUAUAUAUAUAUAUAUAUAUAUAUAUAUAUAUAUAUAUAUAUAAGUGAAUAUUUGUUUGAGGCUGGCUGGCUGGAUUUGUUCCACAUACGUUUUUUUACAUGGAUUGAUGGAUUUUGACCAAACUUGGCACAUAUAUCCAUCAUGAUCCAGAAAGAACUCUUAAGGGGUUAUGGACUUUUUAUAACAUUCCGUUUGGGGCCGGGGGCCCCGAAUUCGUUUUUUUUUUCCCUUAAAUGAGCUAUAUAAAUAAAAUGGCUAAAAAUACUCAUACAUGAAUGGAUGGAUCUUGACCAAACUUAUUACCCAUACACAUGAUCAUCCAUAUUCAAAUACCAAAGGGUACUGAACUCAUAAUAUCCAUUUCUCUGUGGCUGGGGGCCCCGGUUCAUUUUCCUUAUAUAAGCUAUAUGAAUAGGGUUAGAUAACGGUAUAGGUUCUAUGUGAAUUUAUGGAUCUAAGCCUAGCUUUGUUCAUUACGCUUUUUAAUCCGCUUUGAAAUAUCGGUGGAUUUAAAACUAAGAAUAUCCAAUCUAGAAUUUUCCAGAAAGUUCGAUAAUUUUAAAAAGCUAUAACUAUGGUAUUUUUAAGCCGAUUUUACUGGGACAAAUUAAAAAUUUUAACUCUAUAAUUUAUCAGAAUAAUAUUUAUAGGACCCAAACCCUAUCUCAGACAUAAAUUAAAAAGUACUUUAUUAAAUGGGCCCCCAACUGGGGCCCCCAUUUCAUUUUAAAUGUACUGUAGUUAUAGUAGUUCAAUUAGUUGUAUCAUAUUUCGCAUUCGAGAAAAAAUUACGUAGACAAGUAGUUUUGUACCUGUUUCAUGGAGGAUAUUAAUUUUAAUCUAGAAUGUUCCAGAAGGUGCUAUAUUUUUCUACGGGGAUAUAUAAUGGUAUCUAAAAGCUUAUUUGAAAAAAAUCGGACUGAGCAUCAUCCCAUAGAGGAACAGGAUCCUAAAGGGGAACAAUAUCCAACAGUAAAUUGGAACCUAUCAGUUACGCGAUCCCAUCGGGUAACGCGAUGAAACCUGGAUCGAUAUCCUAUCGGGGAAAGGGAUAACAUCAGAAAAGAGAGUCCCUAGAUGAAACGGCAUCCCACAGAGAACGGAAUCCUAACAGGAUCCACCGAGAUUGGGAUCCGACUGGGAUUAAUACACCGUUGGGAUAGCGAUCCCACCGGGAUCUGGAUUCCCCUGGAUCGGACCACAAGAAAUCGGGAUCCACCGGGAAUGGGAUCACACCGGGAAUGGGAUCACACCGGGAAUGGGAUCACACCGGGAAACGGGAUUGUGUCUGGAUCGGGGUCAAAAUGGGAUUUUGGUCCCAUUGGGAUCGGGGUCCUUAUGCAAUCCCGUGCAAAGCCGGGUAUAUUAGCUAGUUUAUUAGAUAAUAGAUCAAGUAACCUAAUUAAAAAACGGUUUUUAUUCUUCCGUGUAGCGAAACCGAAUUCGUGUGUGGGUAGGCGCGUUUGUUUGUAUGUGUGUGUUUGUAUGUGUGUCUUUGUAGGGGGCGUCCAUUAAUUACGUCAACAAAAUAGAAGAGGGGGGGGGGUUGGACAUGUUUGACAGUUGUUGACAAAGGGGAGGUGGGGAGUUUAGAUUAGUUGACGUCACCAAUCAUGUUCUUUCUGUUUGAAUUUUAAUCUUAAAAAUUGACCUGUACUUACAUUAUUUUAAACAAUUUAAUGAGUGUAAAUAGUAAUAUAUGUUUAGGCUUUUAACAAUAUAAGAGUUAUUUUUAAUGUGUGUCUGUCUGUGCACUGCAGAUGGCUGGUCAGAACGUUAGCACGUGUUGUUAGUGCAAGAGAAGUCAAAAGUUGGCAUCUCUUGACCUGUCAUUUUUCUCUUUAUCCGCUCCCUAGAAUGAUUAACACAUGAUUGUACACGGUGUUCAAAUUAAAGAAAACACCAACUUAUGGCUGUUCAAUAACAACUAUAACAAUUCAAAGACAGAGAGAGCUUAUGGCAAUUAUUGCUCACACCGACAAUGCUUCUAUUUUAAGCGCUGAAUGGUUAGAUAAGGACGAUAUUGACUUGUCUGGUGUAUCAGUUCCGCGAGAUGAAAAUGAUAAAUCAACUACUAUACGCUAUGCCCAUCAGGGGCGGCAUUUCAGUUUUUUUUCAGAGGAAGGGACAGAGGGGGGCAAAACCAAAACCUGGUCGGCUUGUUAAGUUGUUUAUUCCUGGAGGCGCAACAGAAUAUAGCAAUUUAAAUAAAACCAGCAAAAUCAGGGGCGGGGGGGGGGGGGCACAUGUUCCAUGCCCUACACCAGUGGUUCUCAACCUUUCUAGUGCCGCGAUCCUUUAAUACAGCUUGUCGUGUCGUGGCGACCCCCAGCCACACAAUUAUUUUCGUUACUACUUCAUAGAACUAAGGAUAUGUGUUUUCAGAUGGUCUAAGGCGACUCCUGGAAAAGGGUCCCCAAAGGGGUCGCGACCCACAGGUUGAGAACCGCUGCCCUACACAAAUGAUGUCCUUGAUGCCCACCGUUACGAUACAGCAACACCUGGCUACUCCAUGGGAAGAUGACAGCAGCUAGAAACUGUGCUAUAAUUGUCAGCUAUACAGGCAAUAAUAAAUGUAUACUUGCCCAAACAAGGAUAUUUAGUCCUUAAAAAGGUUGUUUCUGCAUUAUAAAAUUUAAGGAUAAAAACGUUUUAACUUUUUGAUUGACUAACUAAACAUGAUUUCCAUACAUUUGUAUUUUUCAUUUCAACAGAUCAGCACAAAGUAAAAUUUAUUCAAAAUUUAUUUAUAUUAUAAUUCAUUUUUUUCUUGGGGACUGGGGUGUGUGGGUAUAAAAUGUUGACAUAAAUUAAAUAGGAGGGUCAUCGAAAGUUUGACAGUGUGCUAAAAAAAAAAGGGGGGGGGGGGAGGCGGGUUAAAAAUUGCGUAAAAUUUGUUGACGUCAUUAAUGGACGACCCCCCCCCCCCCCCCCAGGUCCCAGUAUGGAAGUCAGUGGUUCUUAAAGUGGGGUGUACCGCCCCUUUGAGAUGUACCAGUGGGCGGUAACAACGCUCAGCAGAUUUAAGAGGGGGGGGGAGGGGGGUGUAGGGCGUUGGGACUAACAAAUGGGGGAUUAAUCCAGAACACAUUAAAAAAAAAUUAAAAUGACAUAAAAUAUGAGGUAAAAAUAGAUUUAAAUUUAAUGGAUAAUUAACGGAUUUGAAAAGGAGACAUGAACAGACAAGAGUCAUGAACAGACAAGCGUCAUGAACAGACAAGAGUCAUGAACAGACAAGAGUCAUGAACAGACAAGAGACAUGAACAGACAAGAGUCAUAAGUAGACAAGAGUAAUGACUUGACAAAAGUCAUGAGUAGACAGUGUCAUAAAUAGAUAAGAGUCAUGAAUAGACAAAAGUCAUGAGUAGACAAGAAUCAUGACUAGACAAGUGCAAUGAUAGAAAAGAGUCCAUAAUAGACAAGAGUCAUGAAUGGACAAGAGUCAUGAAUACAAAAAAGAGUCAUAAAUUGACAAGAGUCAUGACUAGACAAGAGUCAUAAAUAAACAAGUGCCAUGAAUAGCACGAUUCCUGAGUAAACAAGAGUCAUGAAUAGACAAGAGUCAUGACUUGACAAGAGUCAUAAAUAUAGAUAAGAGUUAUGACUAGACAAUAGUCAUGAAUAACACGAGUCAUGACUAAAUCGAGUCAUGAAUAGACAAGAGUCAUGACUUGACAAGAUUCAUAAAUAGACAAGAGUCAUGACUAACACGAGUCAUGAAUUGACAAGAGUCAACAAUGGACAAAAGUCAGGACUAGACAAGUGUCAUUCAUUGACAAGAGUCAUAAGAAGACAACAGUCAUGACUAUAUAAGAGUCAUAAAUAGACAAGAGUCAUGACUAAAUCGAGUCAUGACUAGACAAGAGUCAUGAAUAGAAAAGAGUCAUGAAUUGACAAGAGUCAUGAAUUGACAAGAGUCACGAAAAGACAAGCGUAAUGAAUUAACAAGAGUCAUGAGUAGACAAGAGUCAUGAAAAGACAAGAGUCAUAAAUAGACAAGAGUCAUGAAAAGACAACAGUCAUGAAAAACACAGUCAUAAAUAUAUAUCAUUCAAAAAGACCAAGGUUCUAUUAAAAACAAGAAAUAUUUUCUGAAAGUAAGACGUCAUCAAUACACUUUUAGAAAAGUCGUGAAUGUAUAUGAAAGUAAAGCCGUCUACAUAUCUGUCUACAUAUUCAAUGGAAUUAGAAAUAAUCAAUAUAAUCAAUACGUUUAUUGAAAGUUGUAUGACAUGAUUCAAUGGAUUUGUAGCAAUGACAGCUUUUCAAAGAGGACUAUACGUUUUUUUUUAAUUUAUAGAGGACAUUAUUGUAUGUCUUUGUUUUCAUGAAAUUUGAUGUGUCCUAAUUCAGAAGUUAGUGUUCUUGCGUCAGAAGUCAGUGUUCUUGCUUCAGAAAUCAGUGGUCUUGCUUCAAAAUUCAGUGAUCUUGCUUCAGAAGUCAGUGGUCUUGAUUCAGAAGUCAGUGGUCUUGCUUCAGAAGUCAGUGGUCUUGCUUCAGAAGUCAAUGGUCUUGCUUCAGAAGUCAGUGGUCUUGCUUCAGAAGUCAGUGGUCUUGAUUCAAAAUUCAGUGAUCUUGCUUCAGAAGUCAGUGGUCUUGAUUCAGAAGUCAGUAAUCUUGAUUCAAAAAAGAGUAAACUUGAUUAACAAAUGAGUACAUUUGAUUCAUAAGUCAGUGGUCUUGAUUCAGAAGUCAGUGGUCUUGAUUCAGAAGUCAGACAAACGUCAUUUUAUAAGUUGAAUUAAGAGCGCAUGGUGUGACAGUCAAUGUUAUGACUUAGACUUAUUAGGAUAGUAGGUCAGCAAGGUUUUCACAGUCACGCCACUUUUUCGGUAGCGCGUUCCAUUUUGGCGUGUUGAUAAUCUUUGAUAAAAUAAGUAGGUCACUCAUCCAUUUGGAAUCUUAAAUAAGGUUUGUUUUACUCAGAUUUGGUAUUUUAGGGAAAAUGAUGUUUAACGUUUGUUUUGAAAAUCUAACGUGUAAUGUCCUUUUUAACAUUAUUUAAGUCUAACUUGUCAUGUACUUUUUAACAUUAUGUAAUACUAACUUGUGAUGUACUUUUUAACAUUAUAUAAGUCAAACUUGUGAGUUCUUUUUUAUUUCUUUAAAUAGAUUGGAUUUCAGUUUCAGUUAUGUCUUAUUCUGUUCUAUUCUAUUCUAUUCUGUUCUAUUCUAUUCUGUCAUAUUCGAUUAUGUUCUGUCCUAUUCUAUUCUGUUCUGCUCUAUUCUAUUCUGUCCUAUUCUAUUCUGUUCUGUCCAAUUCUGUUCUGUUCUAUUCUAUUCUGUCCUAUUCUAUUUUGUUCUGUCCAAAUUCUGUUCUGUUCUAUUCUAUUCUGUCCUAUUAUAUUCUAUUCUGUUCUAUUCUAUUAUGUCCUAUUCUAUUCUGUUCUGUCCAAAUUCUGUUCUGUUCUAUUCUAUUCUGUCCUAUUCUAUUCUGUUCUGUCCAAAUUCUGUUCUGUUCUAUUCUAUUCUGUCCUAUUAUAUUCUAUUCUGUUCUAUUCUAUUCUAUUCUGUCCUAUUCUAUUCUGUUCUGUCCAAAUUCUGUUCUGUUCUAUUCUAUUCUGUCCUAUUCUAUUCUAUUCUGUUCUGUUCUAUUCUAUUCUGUCCUAUUCUAUUCUAUUCUGUUCUGUUCUAUUCUGCCCUUUGGUCAUCUUUAAACACAAACCCCAACUCUCCAAUGUGUUCAAGUUCAGUUUUCAAAAGAAACAGGUACUUUCCUUCAUAGGCUUCACUACUGACAAAUAUGAUUUUUCACUUCAGUGCUAACAAAAAUGAUCUUUGAUUCCUUUGAACAGAAGUUUCAGCAUCAUUGAAACACAACAUUACAAAAUGAUAUGUAAAGUCAAGUAUUUGUGUCUUAAAAGAAGAAUUAUUAAACUCUUUGCAUCUGGGGCUGUGAUCAUUACUCUCAUGGUUAUCUACCAAAGCUAUGCUACAACGGACCUACAAUCUUACGUCGCAUUUCUGGCUCCUAGUUCCGUUCUGGACACCUCCCAAGCGUGCAUCCACCCAGCACUGAACAUCAAUGACCCGACCAUGAUGAGGUUCUACAGGAACAAGAAGAGAGUGAUAUGCAGGGGCGACACCGACUGGAUCGAAGUGCACAAUGGGACGCUCCUGUUCUCUCACCAGGCCGUGUCUGACCAAGUUGGAUUUAAAUGUCAUUACUAUCCGUUAAUACGUGGCCCUGGUGACGACAACAUCUCCUACGGAGAGCCCAUCCUCAACGUGGAGCAUGGCACGCCCCUGGUUUCAGAUUUCUUCAAAAUCAAUUGUAUUUCAAACGUCAAAGGCACCAGGUACACGAAUAUCCACGCAGGCGUCCAUCACAACCGCACAAUAAAAGGAAGGUUACAAAAAAGGAAGCCUCCAAAAGACGGCCUAGGUCUGUCCAUAGCUUUCUUGGGCUUUGACUCCAUGUCUAGAAUGUCUUGGCUGCGACGCAUGCCACUUACCAGAAAGUACAUGGUGGAAACGCUGAAAGCCAUUGAGCUGGAAAGUUACAACAUUGUUGGGGACGGAACACCGGCGGCACUUUUCCCCAUCCUAACCGGGAAACAUGAAACGGAACUUCCCGAUGCGAGGAGAAGCGCCAACCAUUCGAAGUCCGUUGAUCAGUUUCCUUGGCUGUGGAAAGACUUUCAGAAACACGGCUACGUCACUUCCUGGGCUGAUGCAGAAGUUGAAAUAGCGCCAUUCAACUACCGCCUCAAAGGUUUCGAGCACGCACCGACGGACCACUUUAUGAGACCCUUCUACCUGGCCGUUGACCCCACGUACCGAAGCUACUCACGAUAUUGCCACGGCUCUCUGCCCAAGCACGUCGUGUGGUUGAACUGGUUCCGUGACAUCAUGUACAUGUACAAGCGUGAUCCCAAGUUCAUGGUACACUUCUACACGCCCCUCAGCCACGAUGACAAUAACCUCAUAACAAUGGUGAGUGUUUUUCUUAGAGCGUUUAUCUGAUCUUGCUGCGUUCUAUCUUAGAUCUUCAAAUAUUAAUAAACUAGGGCUUAACGGGUUGAAAUUUCUUUUACAACGGGUCAGGGUAUGGUCUUUUGAGAAAAUACCCGGUGGGUCCAAAGUCUAAGUGUAACCGGGGGGGGGGGAAUCACGUUAACCUCUGAUUUACUCUAAUAUAUGCUGGCCUUAAAACAAUGUGACUUCAGACUGUCGUCUGUUAAGUGUGCCGCAGCACACUGGUGUGAAUAGAAAUAUAACUAAGUGUGGCGCGGUAAAAUGCCUCCGACAUAAGUCCUACUAAAUAAGUCGAGCUCAUAACACAAGUCCUACUAAAUAAGUCGAGCUCAUAACACAAGUCCUACUGAAAAAAAGAACAAUGGGAAACAUUCGCUUAACGUGUAUGGUCAACACUCUUUUACUGAAAAUGCAUCGUGUGAAAGAAAAUAUAGGAAGUUUGAAAGGAUGUUUCUUCUAAUUGGGUUCCACUCAUAGAUGAGGUGUUUUAAUUGAAGAAACUGGAAUGUCAGUGAGAGGAAUAUCAACAACACACGUGUUGGCGUGAUCACCGUGCUGCAGUUAAACAAGUUGAACACACUGAAGAUGAAUGUGUAUCACCGAUUGGAGCUAGAUGUGACCAUAGUGAACAUUUCGACACACGAGGUAAAGCUAGAUGUGACCAUAGGGAACAUUUCAGCACACGAGGUAAAGCUAGAUGUGACCAUAGUGAACAUUUCGACACACGGGGUAAAGCUAGAUGUGACUAUAGGGAACAUUUCAACACACGAGGUAAAGCUAGAUGUGACCAUAGUGAACAUUUCGACACACGAGGUAAAGCUAGAUGUGACCAUAGUGAACAUUUCGACACACGAGGUAAAGCUAGAUGUGACCAUAGGGAACAUUUUGACACACGAGGUAAAGCUAGAUGUGACCAUAGUGAACAUUUCGACACACGAGGUAAAGCUAGAUGUGACCAUAGGGAACAUUUUGACACACGAGGUACAGCACAAUGUAUAUUGCCCGCUGUGUUUAAUUUCACAUCUCCCUGGUACCUUUCAAACGUUUACAGAGUAAGGGCCUUAACUCUCGACAAAGGCAGGACCAAGAGAAGCGAUAAGGCCUUUUCUGUACAACGAUCACCGUCAAAUAUGGCUAACCAUGCGAUCAAUUUUAAAAAUCAGACCUUUGUGGAAUUUCAGUAGAGAGGAGACUAAGGUUCUCUUGUGAGCGGCUGGUCAAGAGUUUCGUGCUCAGAACCGCUGCUACAGAUUGUUUGUCAGGUUCAAGAAGAAAAUGGAAGAGCAGCAAUCAAGAGGCUCGGGACUCAUUUUGCAAGAAGAAAAAACAUGUGGGUGAUGCUUGAGUGACUUGAUCGUUUUCAUUCUGAACUCCAGAAUCAAGAGCCAUCAAGAAAGUGGCAGAUAUGUUUGAGGCCGUUCACGAUAAGAAUAGACUAAUUGUAAAUGGAAAAGAGUUAUCAGUGUCCAUUCCCAAACUGACCAAUCUUUAUUAUGAGUUUUGUAAAAAAAAGUGACGUUUGGGUGGAAACACCAAAGUCUGCGAAGGCACCUGAGAGUGUCAGCUGAUUGGUCAAUAUUUGAAGCUUUGAAAGUCAUCGCUCCAACGAGACUUGUCAGAAUCACUCCUGUCAUUAAGCCUAUAAUCAGUAGUAAAUGACAUUCUUAUCUGAUGGAAAUGGUCGUAACUGUUCACCUGAUUUUAUGCCAACCUUGGCAAGUGUGGCUUUUAUUUCGUCAAUUACAACACACCCAGGGAAAAAUGAUAUAUUGAAAAGUAUCUUAGAGUUUGAGAUUAAUAUAAUUAUCUAGAGCUGAAUGUCACUAAAUCCUCUUGAACACGUCGUUUCUUGGGCAUUCAUUGUUGAAAAUAGGUCUCUCAACGGAGGAAAACGUAUUAAUAAUUUUCAAAAGAGGGAAUGGCGUAGAUAACCAUUCAUGUUUGUGACAUUAGCAACAACAGCUGCCUGUCAAAUCAUCAAUGUCGCGGCGAAAUCAACAAUGCAGACCCCAACUUGCGUCUCGUUCCCGGGGCAGUGCGAAACGGGAAAAUGGUGACGCAAUGACAUACUAUCUUUUUAUGGAGAUGCAGUGACAUGCUAUCUUUUUAUGGUGAUGCAAUGACAUGCUAUCUUUUUAUGGUGACGCAAUGACAUGCUAUCUUUUUAUGGUGAUGCAGUGACAUGCUAUCUUUUUAUGGUGAUGUAAUGUCAUGCUAUCUUUUUAUGGUGAUGCAGUGACAUGCUAUCUUUUUAUGGUGAUGCAGUGACAUGCUAUCUUUUUAUGGUGAUGCAAUGACAUGUUAUCUUUUUAUGGUGAUGCAAUGACAUGUUAUCUUUUUAUGGUGAUGCAGUGACAUGCUAUCUUUUUAUGGUGAUGCAGUGACAUGCUAUCUUUUUAUGGUGAUGCAAUAACAUGCUAUCUUUUUAUGGUGAUGCAAUGACAUGCUAUCUUUUUAUGGUGAUGCAAUGACAUGCUAUCUUUUUAUGGUGACGCAGUGACAUGCUAUCUUUUUAUGGUGAUGCAAUGACAUGCUAUCUUUUUAUGGUGAUGCAAUGACAUGCUAUCUUUUUAUGGUGACGCAAUGACAUGCUAUCUUUUUAUGGUGACGCAAUGACAUGCUAUCUUUUUAUGGUGAUGCAAUUACAUGCUAUCUUUUUAUGGUGAUGCAGUGACAUGCUAUCUUUUUAUGGUGAUGCAAUGACAUGCUAUCUUUUUAUGGUGACGCAAUGACAUGCUAUCUUUUUAUGGUGAUGCAGUGACAUGCUAUCUUUUUAUGGUGAUGUAAUGUCAUGCUAUCUUUUUAUGGUGAUGCAGUGACAUGCUAUCUUUUUAUGGUGAUGCAGUGACAUGCUAUCUUUUUAUGGUGAUGCAAUGACAUGUUAUCUUUUUAUGGUGACGCAGUGACAUGCUAUAUUUUUAUGGUGAUGCAGUGACAUGCUAUCUUUUUAUGGUGAUGCAGUGACAUGCUAUCUUUUUAUGGUGAUGCAGUGACAUGCUAUCUUUUUAUGGUGAUGCAAUGACAUGUUAUCUUUUUAUGGUGACGCAGUGACAUGCUAUCUUUUUAUGGUGAUGCAGUGACAUGCUAUCUUUUUAUGGUGAUGCAGUGACAUGCUAUCUUUUUAUGGUGAUGCAGUGACAUGCUAUCUUUUUAUGGUGAUGCAAUGACAUGCUAUCUUUUUAUGGUGAUGUAAUGGCAUGCUAUCUUUUUAUGGUGAUGCAGUGACAUGCUAUCUUUUUAUGGUGAUGUAAUGGCAUGCUAUCUUUUUAUGGUGAUGCAGUGACAUGCUAUCUUUUUAUGGUGAUGCAGUGACAUGCUAUCUUUUUAUGGUGAUGCAGUGACAUGCUAUCUUUUUAUGGUGAUGCAAUGACAUGCUAUCUUUUUAUGGUGAUGUAAUGGCAUGCUAUCUUUUUAUGGUGAUGCAGUGACAUGCUAUCUUUUUAUGGUGAUGUAAUGGCAUGCUAUCUUUUUAUGGUGAUGCAGUGACAUGCUAUCUUUUUAUGGUGAUGCAGUGACAUGCUAUCUUUUUAUGGUGAUGCAGUGACAUGCUAUCUUUUUAUGGUGAUGCAAUGACAUGCUAUCUUUUUAUGGUGAUGUAAUGGCAUGCUAUCUUUUUAUGGUGAUGUAAUGGCAUGCUAUCUUUUUAUGGUGAUGUAAUGGAAUGCUAUCUUUUUAUGGUGAUGCAGUGACAUGCUAUCUUUUUAUGGUGAUGCAGUGACAUGCUAUCUUUUUAUGGUGAUGUAAUGGCAUGCUAUCUUUUUAUGGUGAUGUAAUGACAUGUUAUCUUUUUAUGGUGACGCAGUGACAUGCUAUCUUUUUAUGGUGACGCAGUGACAUGACAUGUUUUUUAUGGUGACGCAGUGACAUGCUAUCUUUUUAUGGUGAUGCAGUGACAUGCUAUCUUUUUAUGGUGAUGCAGUGACAUGCUAUCUUUUUAUGGUGAUGCAAUGACAUGCUAUCUUUUUAUGGUGAUGCAAUGACAUGCUAUCUUUUUAUGGUGAUGCAAUGACAUGCUAUCUUUUUAUGGUGACGCAGUGACGUGCUAUCUUUUUAUUAUGACGCAAUGUCAUGCUUUCAGUUUUUGGACUGAUUUGACAAAAGUAGUGAUGUGGUUUAAAGAAAAAAUUUUCCCAAUAAAAAUUAUAAAACAGAAUUACCACUUGGUAACAACCAAAACUUAAGGAUUCUUCAGAAUUACAGAGAUGGCCAUGUUGUUGCCAGUGUUACAAUUACAGAGAUGGACGUACAGUGGCCAGUGUUACAAUUACAGAGAUGGUCGUACAGUGACCAGUGUUACAAUUACAGAGAUAGCCAUACAGUGGCCAUUGUUACAACUACAGAGAUGGACCUACAGUGGCCAUCGUUACAAUUACAGAGAUGGACGUACAGUGGAAAUCGUUACAAUUACAGAGAUGGCCCUACUGUGGCCAGUGUUACAAUUACAGAGAUGGCCCCACAGUAGCCAGUGUUACAAAUUCAGAGAUGGCCCUACAGUGGCCAGUGUUGUAAUUACAGAGAUGGCCAUACAGUGGCCAGUGUUACAAUUAUAUACAUGGACGUACAGUGGAAAUCGUUACAAUUACAGAGAUGGACCUACAGUGACCAGUGUUACAAUUACAGAGAUGGACCUACAGUGACCAGUGUUACAAUUACAGUCAUGGAACUACAGUGGUCACUGUUACAAUUACAGAGAGUUACAUACAGAAUCACCACAGACAGCGAAGAAACGACGAAUUAUGUUUUAGAAUCAUAAGAAAUUGCCUGAAGUCCACAGUUAGAUGAAUUAUGGAUUUGACUAAAAUGAAGAUAUUGAUUUAUCGUUAUCUUAAUUAAACUGAAUAAAUUGAUGAAUGGUUAAUAUUUUUUGAUUUGCUGCUAUCUUAUUAAAUUAGGACAUUUUGAUGGAGUGCACUAUAUUCACGUCAUGGAGUCAUGUUUAAAUGCAUGGACACAUUUCAUCGAUUUUUUAAAUAAAUAAUAUUUUACAUUUGUUAUAUCAAAUAUCGCUUAUGUUAGUUUAUUUGUAAGUUUUAAUAAAUAUUUAUUUUAUAAUGUAAUUCUUAAACCAAAGCAUGGUUAACUAUUUUUUAUAUUUUUUUACCAGGCUGACGAAGAUCUCCAGAAGAUGCUUGAGCACUUAGAAAACGAUGGCUGUUUCAACAGUACAUUACUGGUUAUUAUGGCUGAUCACGGGGCCAGAUUUGCUGACGUCAGAAGAACUUUGUCCGGAAAACUGGAGGAGCGGAUGCCGUAUGUUAGUUUCCGGUUCCCGCCAUGGUUUGAGGAUCAAUACCCAGACAUCGUGCAGAACGUGAGAACCAAUGCGCACAGACUCACAACCCCGUUUGACAUACACGAGACAUUUAAAGAGGUUCUCAGAUUUACAGGGGGCGGUGUGGGUAACGUUAAAAACCGUGGGAUAAGUCUGUUUAAGGAGAUUCCCAAAUCUCGCACGUGUGCGCACGGUGACGUUGCACCACAUUGGUGCGCAUGUCUCUCAUGGCAUGAGGUCAACCCUAACAGUGACAUCGGGAAGAGGGUUCUCCAAGCGGCCAUAGACAACAUCAACAGUUUUACAGCGCCGUAUCGAUCGGACUGUGUGGAACUGACCAUUGGUAAAGUCACCGCGGUCAGUAAACACAUGCUGAGGGAAGAGGUGCUGAGAUUUUCAGAGACGACCGGAGACAGGGGGGACAAACCCGUCUUGUCCGACGCGUAUGUACCCCUCAACAAAGCAAUCUACCAGGUGACAUUCUUCACAGAACCAGGUCAUGGGGAGUUCGAGAUCACUCUUGAGCACCUGGUGAACGUGGACCAGAUAACCUUGAACCCCAAGGCCAUCAGUCGCAUCAACAAGUACGGCACCGAUCCUGCGUGCAUACUGGACAAGAACCGUGAGAUCAGACAGUUUUGUUACUGUAACAAUCAGAGCCUAGCCAAGAGUCGGUAACAAUGGUUACAUAGGAUUACAAACGUUACAGUUGACUCUGUUGGUGUGAUUGUUUACUCUAUUGGUUUGAUUGUUUACUCUGUUGGUUUGAUUGUUUACUCUGUUGGUUUGAUUGUUUACUCUGUUGGUUUGAUUGUUUACUCUGUUGGUUUGAUUGUUUACUCUAUUGGUUUGAUUGUUUACUCU
Messenger RNA from Lymnaea stagnalis (great pond snail), 13568 nucleotides. The record is from the annotation of a GenBank genome assembly. NCBI's taxonomy places the organism in Eukaryota, Metazoa, Mollusca, Gastropoda, Lymnaeidae.